CAUUCUCACACGCAUCCCAGAAAGGCCGUUUCUUUAGUUUUCUCCCGUGAAUAGCGCCUGCGCGGCUUCUUCUUUCUUUGCAUACCACCUUCUAUAAAUUUUUUAUUCCAUAUAUAUAAGAUAAAGAAAAACAAGACGUUGAAGAACACGACACCACCGCCACCUCUCUCCGCCUUCGUCUCCACCUAUCCACAACCCUCUUCCUGUAAAUUAAUCUCAUUCAUAAACGCCAUAUACGAAGAAAAAUCUCUCUCUCUCUCUCUCUCUCCUUUUUUGUUGGCGGUGAUUGAAAUUUCAUGUUCGUUACAGAGAAUGGAUUGUGGCAAGCAAAACCACGGCAGUGCGAUCAUGGGUAAGGUAACCAGGCUCUCAUGGUCGCCGCUUCUUCUUUUGAUCACCCUUAUAUUGAUUUUAUCGUUCCAAAUCACUACCAGAACCAUUUACCCGAUACGACUUAUGUCGGGAUUGUCGGAACCCGAAGUUUCUGAGGUUGUUGGGAGCUGUGUUGGCUUCCUCCGAGAAUUCCCCAGAAGAGAAGUUAUUAUGUCCAUCAAGGAUUUUGGCGGGGUUGGUGAUGGGAAAACGUCAAAUACUGACACGUUUCGAAGAGCGAUACUGUACAUGCAGCGUUUCGGAGAUAAAGGUGGGUCCCAGUUGAAUGUCCCCAAGGGGAGGUGGCUUACUGGAAGCUUUAACCUCACCAGUAAUUUCACCUUGUUUCUUGAAGAGGGUGCCGUUAUUCUGGGCUCUCAGGACCCAAAGGAAUGGCCUAUUAUAGAGCCUUUACCUUCUUAUGGAAGAGGGAGAGAGAGAUUAGGAGGAAGACAUAUUAGUCUUAUUCAUGGAAAUGGACUUUCCAAUGUUGUGAUUACAGGGGAUAAUGGGACAAUUGAUGGUCAGGGGAAGAUGUGGUGGGAAUUAUGGUGGAACAGAACAUUGGUGCACACAAGAGGACACCUUGUAGAACUAAUGAACUCUCAUAAUAUCCUCAUCUCCAAUCUCACCUUCCGAAAUUCUCCUUUUUGGACUAUUCAUCCUGUUUACUGCAGCAACGUUGUGGUUAAAGACAUGACAAUUUUGGCUCCCCUGAAUGCCCCAAAUACUGAUGGUAUAGACCCAGGUGUGCUGCUUGUCUUUCUCUGUCAUAUUUUAACCCGCACCAAAAGGCUGGAAAGGUUUUUAAUCGGUGUUUGCAUAUUUCCUGUUGCAGACUCAAGCACCAACGUUUGUAUUGAGGACUGUUACAUUGAGAGUGGGGAUGAUCUUGUAGCAGUGAAGAGUGGAUGGGAUCAAUAUGGUAUCAAAAUGGCCCAUCCAAGUUCAAACAUUUUAGUGAAGAGAGUUGCAGGCACAACACCAACUUGCUCCGGAGUUGGAAUAGGUAGUGAGAUGUCUGGAGGGAUCUUUAAUGUAACAAUCGAAGAUUUGCAUGUCUGGGAUUCAGCAGCUGGGGUGAGAAUAAAAACUGACAAAGGCAGAGGAGGAUACAUAUCAAAUAUUACUAUCAGUAAUAUAACAAUGGAGAGAGUCAAGAUUCCUAUUAGGUUCAGUAGGGGCUCCAAUGAUCACCCUGAUGAAGGAUGGGAUCGAAAUGCAAUUCCAGUUGUGAAAGGUGUUUCUAUAAGUAAUAUCGUGAGUUUGAAUUCAACAAAAGCCCCAGUUUUGCAGGGAAUCAAGGAUGCACCGUUUGGUGGGAUAUGCAUGAAGAAUGUUACACUGAUUGGUUUGGCAUCAGCAUCAUGGCAUUGUGAAUUUAUCUCAGGAUUUGCCAAAGAUGUAUUCCCAAUGCCAUGUCCGCAGCUGCAGAAUAAUGCCUCUACAUCCUGGUGUUCAUACUCUUGAGCUUCACUGGUCAAGUGUGUUGAUUUUGGAAUUUUGGUUGAACUUGGGGGUUUUACUCCAAUUUAUUUGGCAGACAGUCUGCAACUCUGCAAAGCUUAAUCAGAGUUGAAGAAUCAUGUCACAGGUGGAAAUCAAGGAUCACAAUAAGGAUCUGCAUUGAGCAGUUUGUGAGUUGAAUGAUUCUUUUCUUCGGCAUGAUUUGAGCUGCUGUGUCAAGGACCUCUCAGAAUGCUACCGGUACAAGUACCAAAACAAAUUGAAGGAUAGCUAGCGGACUUGAGCAGUUGUAAGUCCCUGAAUGAUUUACAGAUUUGCUUGGAGGAUUCAUUCAUGCAAUACUUAGGCUUUUUAAAAUAUGAUAUUAGGCACUGAUUGGCUGCACAUAGAAGUACCAGGAUAUACAAAUGUAACUUCAUUUUUUGUUUUUGAAAAUGCAUUAUUUUGUUCUGUGAUUUUGGUCCUAAUAAUCUCCUCCUCACAUCUCUUCCUUGGCCUUGUUUUGCAGCCACAGAAGGCUGAUGCAAUACUGUAUUGUGAACUAUUGUCACUCAUUAAUCUGAAUGAACUAAGUUUCUUGGCAA
Manihot esculenta (cassava) is the source of this 2423-nucleotide messenger RNA. Its product is annotated as probable polygalacturonase. Gene Ontology annotation, molecular function: polygalacturonase activity. Gene Ontology annotation, biological process: carbohydrate metabolic process. NCBI's taxonomy places the organism in Eukaryota, Viridiplantae, Streptophyta, Magnoliopsida, Malpighiales, Euphorbiaceae. Bases 313 to 1842 code for a protein of 509 amino acids. The transcript is spliced from 4 exons. The record is from RefSeq and is a predicted model, not a curated record.